GCUCCUCCUCUUCUCCCGGGGACGAUGCUCUGGCUCCUCAGCUGCAGCUCCCGAGCCGUGUCCCAGCGGCUCCGCUCCCCCGGGCUCACCUUCGCCGCCUGGCUCCUGCUGCACCACCUGGGGGCAGCUCCCAUGGCCGGGGCUUCCUCCUUCCCCACAGGUUCUGUUGCAAAAUGUGAAAAUGAAGGAGAAGUACUACAAAUCCCCUUUAUCACAGACAAUCCUUGCAUAACAUGCAUUUGCCUGAACAAGGAAGUGACAUGCAAACGAGAGAAGUGCCCAGUGCUUUCUAAGGAGUGUGCUCUGGUCAUAAAGCAGAGAGGGAUGUGCUGCGAGCGAUGUAAAGGUUGCAGUUUUGAAGGAAAAUCAUAUAACAGCUCACAGUCGUGGCAGGUCUCAGACAAACCAUGUAUCAUGAAUCAGUGUCAGGAAGGAGUGAUAACAGAAUCUGAGAUUCAUUGCAUUGUUCAUUGCAGAAACCCUUCAAAGCAGCCAGGAAUGUGCUGCCCCACAUGUCCAGGUUGUACAUUUGAAGGUAGACAUUACCGUGAAGGUGAGGAAUUUCAGCCUGAAGGGAACAAAUGCGUCACGUGUGCUUGUGUUGGUGGCAGGACACAGUGCGUACAGGAAGUCUGCCCCAUUCUUUCAUGUCCCCAGCAUCUCAGUCAUACUCCAUCCGGACAGUGUUGCCCAAAAUGUUUGGGGCAGAGGAAAGUGUUUGAUCUCCCAUUUGGAAGCUGCCUCUUUCACAGUGAUGUUUAUGACAACGGAGCCUCUUUUGCAUAUGACAAUUGUACUAAGUGUACCUGCAGGGAUUCCACUGUGGUGUGUAAGAAGAAAUGCUCACCUCCUGGAGAUUGCAUUAAAGGCAAAGAGCAGUGCUGCAAGGAGUGUGUCUCGUACAUGUCCCCAGAGAAAACAAAAGUGUGCAAGUUUGGCAACAAGAUCUUCCGGGAUGGAGAGAUGUGGUCCUCCGUUAACUGCACCAUCUGUGCUUGUGUGAAAGGCAAGACUGAGUGUCGCAAGAAACAGUGCAUUCCAGUCAGCAGCUGCCCUCAUGGAAAGAUCCUCAACCGAAAAGGAUGCUGUCCCAUUUGCACUGAAAAGCCCGGAGUUUGCACUGUAUUUGGAGACCCCCACUACAACACUUUUGACGGACGGACAUUUAACUUUCAGGGAACAUGUCAGUACGUUUUGACAAAAGACUGCUCCUCCUCUACCCCGCCCUUCCAGGUGCUGGUGAAGAACGAUGCCCGACGGACUCGCUCUUUCUCCUGGACAAAAUCUGUAGACCUUGUGCUGGGCAGCAGUACCAUCAGCCUCCACCAGCACCUCACAGUGAAGUGGAACGGGACACGGAUAUCCCUACCUUACGAUACGCCACACUUUCACAUCGACUUGGAAGGCUACCUCUUGAAAGUGACAACCAAAGCAGGCCUGGAAAUUUCUUGGGAUGGAGACAGCUUUGUGGAAGUCAUGGCUCCACCACAUCUUAAGGGCAGGCUCUGUGGCCUAUGUGGCAACUACAAUGGACACAAGAGAGAUGACCUGAUCGGAGGCGACGGGAAUUUUAAGUUUGAUGUGGAUGACUUUGCCGAGUCGUGGCGCGUGGAGUCAAAUGAAUUCUGUACUCGCCCUCCAAAGAAACAGUUUCCAGAACUGUGCCAAGGAACAGUGAGAGUAAAACUCCGCGCCCAUCGGGAAUGCCAGAAACUCAAAGCAUGGGAUUUUCAGACGUGCCACUCAACUGUGGACUACACUACAUUUUAUCGGUCCUGUGUGACAGACAUGUGUGAGUGCCCUGUUCAUAAAAACUGCUACUGUGAGUCCUUUCUCGCCUAUGCUAGAGCCUGUCAAAGGGAAGGUCUGAAAGUUCACUGGAAACCUGAGCAGAAUUGUGCUGCCACCCAGUGUAAACAUGGUGCAGUCUAUGAUACCUGCGGUCCUGGAUGCGUGAAAACAUGUGACAACUGGAACGAGAUUGGUCCCUGCAAUAAACCAUGCAUUGCAGGCUGCCACUGCCCUGCAAACUUAGUCCACCACAAAGGAAGAUGCAUCAAACCCAUUCUCUGUCCACAGCGGUGACAUUAGCUUUUAUCCACAAGGACUUUGUAACUGGUGGCUUUUGGUAACCUUUCUAAGCUCACAGCCAAUGAAGGACUGCAGUGCUGGCUGGCAGAUUUUGCAAAGCACUCUCACAAAGAAUGGGGAGAAAUAUGUGUGCCUAUAUAUUUAUAUGUGU
Lacerta agilis (Sand lizard) is the source of this 2242-nucleotide messenger RNA. It is a transcript of the gene BMPER, whose product is annotated as BMP binding endothelial regulator. NCBI's taxonomy places the organism in Eukaryota, Metazoa, Chordata, Lepidosauria, Squamata, Lacertidae. Gene Ontology annotation, molecular function: protein binding. The transcript is spliced from 15 exons. The record is from RefSeq and is a predicted model, not a curated record. Bases 25 to 2085 code for a protein of 686 amino acids.